Messenger RNA from Vicia faba (fava bean), 528 nucleotides. The record is from the annotation of a GenBank genome assembly. NCBI's taxonomy places the organism in Eukaryota, Viridiplantae, Streptophyta, Magnoliopsida, Fabales, Fabaceae.
AUGUUGGAGUUACAACGAUUGAUGGAACUCAAUGAUUGCUCAAUUUUAUCAAUUGAGGGUUAUAUAGAGGAACAUGUGUUGGAAUUACAGCGACUAAUGGAAAACCUAAUUUCCCUUAAUUCUUACUACCAUGAAUUUUACAGUACCUUAACCCCAGAAGUUGCAAUUCCUUUCAACCUAGUAUCCCCAUUGAAGAAAGAUCUUACUCAUAGUGAAAUACUUUCAGCUCCGAUUUCUAAUCCAUUACCAGGGAAGACAAAUACAAACACAUCCUCAGACAGUGACAUGUACGGAUCCAGUGAAUCAUCUAUCAAACCUCAACACCUGAACGAUGAAGUCUGGGACUAUAUUUUAUGUGAUGGAACUCUUCCUAAGUCCAGAGAUAUUUCAUCAUCCCUUUUAGAAAUAAUGAAGUUCGAUUUUGAUUAUUGGUAUCCAUUUGAUUUCCAUUUUUCUGGUAAAGAUCUUAUCCAAAAUCACCUUACCUUCUGCAUUUACAGCCAUACUACAAUUAUGCCCAAACAUUAA